Molecule: messenger RNA, 2578 nt
Organism: Physella acuta
Lineage: Eukaryota; Metazoa; Mollusca; Gastropoda; Physidae
Source: RefSeq, a predicted model, not a curated record
ACCGAUUUCGGUAAGAAUACAACACAUUUGACUAUUGACUUUGAUAAGCUUCAGUGUUCUUACUAUUAAUAGAUUUUUGUUAACAACGGAAUCAAAACGGAACUGUUUUACAGCAAUGUAUUUUGUGUAUAAUGUUUACUCGGACGUACGUGUUUCUGUGCUGGUACCCUUGCAGGGUUCCAGAGGGUGCUUAAAAUACAUCUGACUGCAAAUGGGAAUUCUAGAACUUAUGCCUGUUACGUCAUCAAUACCUUCCAGGAAAACUCCAAUCAUUAUUGUCCGAAGGUUUAUAUACAAGAAAAAUAACUUGUCUCGACUGCAGUACCAGAUUUAAGCUGUCUUAGCCCCGAAAUUAAUGAAAUUGCGUUGGCACUUUAAACUUUAAACAGAACAGAACCGUGAACAAAGAGCAACCAUUAUCAAAACUAUUUAUUAUCAUGACCUGCAAGUCGAUUAUUUGGUGAACUGUUUGAUGAACUGACGUGCAAGUUCUUCAUCUUUAUAAAAUGGUUUCUCUAAAACAAACUGAAGAAGUUUACAUUGAGCACGGACAAACGUGGGAAAACGGUUGGGAUUCCUGUACUAAAAAAACAAACCAUGACGAUUUUAUCAAUAUUAGUGAACUUAUAGGAAAUAAACUUAUAAAUAAAGAUUAUCAUGGAGUUAAAAUUACCGAAGAUCUGAACACAUGUUUAUGUCUUUUGGCUGAUUUGACGGGCCGUAUACAAAUUCCUCUCGGUGCAGACAACAAAUAUGGUACCGGGUUUGUACAGAAAGUCAGGAAAAGCAAAGUGGGUGGGUGCCCAUGUCCCGAGUGUGUCAGGAACAAACAAUCAAAAAAAGAUUGGGCGAUUUUGUCAAUCACAAUUGUCUUGCAUGUGCUGCCGGAGCAGGCCGAAGCAGAGAAAUGUGUUCUACAUUUAUUCUGUGACGACGAGCAAAAAGCCGACGAGGUAAAAACCGACGAGCAAAAAGCGGACGAGCAAAAAGCCGAAGAGCAGAGAGCCGACGAGCAAAAAGCCGACGAGCAAAGAGCCGACGAGCAAAAAGCCGACGAGGUAAAAACCGACGAGCAAAACGCCGACAAGCAAAAAGCCGACGCACAAAAAGCCGACGAGGAAAAGACCGACGCACAAAAAAAGAUAGAGCCAAAAACAGUUUACGGACGGCGCUUGGCAGACACCGACAAAGAAAGGGGCGAUAACGAUUGGUGUUUUGUUGAAUGUGUCACACACGACAUGGAUCUAGUAGGAAAACUGGAAAAGACGAUAAAAGAUUUUAACGAUUUACAGAAGAAACUCUACCAACAGUAUAAAAACAACAAAGAGAAACAACUCGUGGUCAUCGUCUCGCAUCCCCACGGCGGGCCGAAGAGAAUCAGCUUUGGUCACACCGUGGAGAAGAAAAGUCUGAAGGACGUGCGAGAGAACCAGAACUGGUGCAACUACAGCUACAACACGGCCACAUGCCCGGGCAGCAGCGGGGCAUACGUGUUUAUCUUAGGGCAGCCGCUGUGUGGGUCGGGCUACUGGUUCGGUCACCCACACAACCACAGCCACUACACAGGUGCACAAUUAAUCAACUGCAGCUCCAUCGGCGUAGACCACAUCGGUUGACAGGUGCUGGUUCCAUCUUAGCAUGGGAUGAAGGAAACACCUCUAGAUCAGAAAUAUAUCCAAGAAAAUUUUCAAACUUGUAAAACAAUUAAUCCCCGUUUUUAUGUUUAAAGAAAUAUAAUUUACCUUAAAGUAAUGAUAAUAUUAUCAUUUUUUUAGUUUGAAUACAAAUUUAACAGUAUUUAUACAGAAAAUUAUGUACAAACUUGGAAUGCUGUAAAAUUUACGGCCCAAACACAAAUUAUAAUUAAAUAUUUUAAAAUUGUUUUCUGCGUGUAUUAGACAUAAUUUUCAGUUUCAGUGUGCCUUGUCAGAGUGUUUCCUAAUGUAUAAAUAUUUUUAUUAUUAUUUCUUUCUGGUGUAUACUUGUAUCCACAAUUAUUAGAAUGUUAUGUAUCUAAUAAACAUGAGAUUACUAAAGAUGGGCUUUAAAUGUGUGUUGCGGUGAUUUUUAAAGGUAGAAUUUUAAUUUAAAAGAAUAAAUGAUUGAUGCACGUCCGAUGUAUAUAGAAAAUUAAAAACUUUUAAUCAGACAAUGGUCAAGAUCUCUUUUAUCUAUUAAAUUUGCUACGUUUAAAAAGAUUUAAAAAUGUUUUUUUAAGGAAUAAAAUCUCCAAGAAAUAUGUGAGAAAAACUAGUCAAUAGUAUAAAAAAUAUAAAAAGAAAAAUUAAACCAUAUCGUUCACUUUUCUUUCAAUUCUAUUAACGUUAUAUCUUUUUUUGGAAAAUUUUAGGCAAAAUAUACAAUGAACAUUAGUUUAUAUAAGAUGCAAGAUAUGGGUUUAAUUAAUUAUCUCAGUUGUUUAAAAUUUUUCCCUUCCCAUUUCAAUCAAUCGCGAGUUUUUACUUUCUCGGAUACGAAGUAUAGAGUAAGUAUUGUAAUCGUGCGAAAAAUCUCGACGUCUUACACCUCCCUGCGUCGGAAAACCGUUUUGCAAGUUUGUCUGUAUGUCUCUGUGUGU